This is a messenger RNA of Rhodamnia argentea, 2209 nucleotides long. RefSeq lists its product as uncharacterized. Gene Ontology annotation, biological process: transmembrane transport. The record is from RefSeq and is a predicted model, not a curated record. Gene Ontology annotation, molecular function: transmembrane transporter activity. NCBI's taxonomy places the organism in Eukaryota, Viridiplantae, Streptophyta, Magnoliopsida, Myrtales, Myrtaceae. The transcript has 3 exons. Gene Ontology annotation, cellular component: membrane.
GCUAGCCUCGCCGGAGGUUAGGUGACCUCACGCGCGGCCUCGAGCGACCCCAGGCGAUGGCCGCCUAAGCGUUAUAUUGAGAUUUGGAUUCUCGGCCUUGUCCUCUGUCUUUUGACCUUCGACGCUCCCAGGUCCCGAGUAGUCAAACCGUCAAUUCGCCAUCCCAAGUGAGGAAAGCUCGAGGCACUUUUCCAUUUUUGGAUUCCUCGGCUCUUCCCAACACGGCAAGGCAAAUGAGAUCCGAAACGCUGACGCUGACGCUGGUGCUGGUGAAUCUGGCGGCGAUAAUGGAGAGGGCGGACGAGUCUCUGCUUCCGGGCGUGUACAAGGAGGUCGGCGCUGCUCUUCACACGGAUCCGACGGGUCUCGGGUCGCUGUCGCUGAUCCGGUCCGCCGUUCAGUCCUGCUGCUACCCGCUUGCCGCUUACCUCGCGGCCCGCCACAACCGUGCCCGCGUCAUAGCUCUCGGCGCUUUCCUCUGGGCCGCCGCCACUUUCCUCGUGGCUGUUUCUUCAACUUUUCUUCAGGUAGCAAUUUCAAGAGGCUUGAAUGGCAUCGGGCUCGCAAUAGUGAUACCUGCUAUCCAAUCCCUCAUCGCGGAUUGCACGGACGAGGGCAACCGCGGGAUGGCGUUUGGAUGGCUGCAGCUGAUGGGGAACCUUGGCUCCAUCAUUGGGUCGCUGUGUUCUGUUUUAAUUGCCUCGACAUCAUUCCUAGGAAUCCCCGGCUGGAGAAUUGCUUUUCACCUGGUUGGACUAGUAAGUGUCAUCGUUGGUGUUCUGGUGCAGCUCUUCGCAAGUGAUCCUCAAUUUUCCGAUGACAAUAACCUAGUUAAAGAUCAGAAUUUGCACAAGCCCUUCUGGUCAGAUGUCAAAGACCUGGUUAAACAAUCGAAAUCGGUCAUUAGAAUCCCAUCCUUUCAGAUAAUAGUGGCUCAGGGUGUAUUUGGGUAAUUCUCAGGGUCGGCUCUUUCAUUCGCCCCAAUGUGGUUGGAGCUCAUCGGCUUCACGCACAGUACGACGGCCUUCCUUAUGACGGCCUUCAUCAUCGCCUUCUCGCUCGGGGGUCUACUCGGAGGUUGGAUGGGGGAUGUUCUCGCCAGGCGCUUGCCCAACUCGGGAAGAAUAAUCUUGUCGCAGAUAAGUGCUGCUUCGGCCAUUCCUUUAGCUGCCAUUUUGCUUCUGGCGUUGCCCGAUGAUCCUUCCACAGCCUUCAUGCAUGGUCUCCUUUUAUUUAUCAUGGGGCUGUGGACAUCCUGGAAUGCCCCGGCCACGAACAAAGAUUGUCCCUGAGAAAUCCAGAACGAGCAUCUACGCGCUGGACAACUCUUUAGAGUCCAUCCUGGCAUCAUUUGCUCCCCCGCUGGUUGGUAUUCUGGCUCAGCAUGUGUACGGGUAUAAACCGAUCCCUGAGGGAUCAUCCGACUCGAUAGACAUCGAGACAGAUAGAGAAAAUGCCGCAUCACUUGCCAAGGCGCUUUAUGCUGCUAUGGGCAUUCCGAUGGCCAUCUGUUGCUUUAUUUACUCUUUCCUCUACUGCACAUACCCGAGAGAUAGAGAGCACGCCAGAAUGGAUGCGCUCAUGGAAAUGCAGCAGAUCGACGUUGACAGCCCCUAUGCAGGCGAAGAAUUCUCCGACCUUGAUACGCUGAUAUCGGAUGGGGCUUGUGGGAAGGGGAGGGGCGUGAUCGACAGAGAUCAUGGAACGGACGAGUGGGUUGAUUUAGACGGCAACGAUGAGCAAUCUUUGCUUUCCAGGCAGCAAACUUCCAUGAAUGUCGAAGAAUAAUGUGGAACCCGCGAGGCUCGCGAAUCUUCGCAGGCUUGUAUAGAAGCCAUCAGUUCAAUGAUCUCUCGAAGGCUUGUCUCUCUGUACGGCCUCGCAUCCAAGGGAUUCCCUCUACAGCAUCGCUCACUUCAUCAUCGGAAAGUUCAGGUCAGCAACCACCGCAAUGAAAUGUCGUGCACUCCGUUAUCGUAUGACUUCCGAGGCGGAUUGGUCGCGGACCGUCCACCAUUGGAGCUCUUGUUACUGAAUACUCUUAAAUUGACUGAAAGAGGGAGACUGGUUUAAUCAAUUUAGUGAUCUUUUUCCAGUCCAUUUUCACUCGAGAUGUGGACCAGCAACCUCUCUGUAUCCUCUCCCAAGAAGCUGUAUGUACCGUCCUUUCCGCGCUUUGCUUUUAGUUGGAUUUCACUUUUUACCUACU